This is a messenger RNA of Osmia bicornis bicornis, 2893 nucleotides long. RefSeq names its product acyl-CoA Delta-9 desaturase-like. Gene Ontology annotation, cellular component: endoplasmic reticulum membrane. The record is from RefSeq and is a predicted model, not a curated record. The transcript is spliced from 7 exons. Lineage: Eukaryota; Metazoa; Arthropoda; Insecta; Hymenoptera; Megachilidae. Gene Ontology annotation, biological process: unsaturated fatty acid biosynthetic process. Gene Ontology annotation, molecular function: stearoyl-CoA 9-desaturase activity; iron ion binding. The coding region runs from base 184 to 1314 and encodes 376 amino acids.
CUCUUGCAUCUCGGUAUUUCGUAGUGAACACGCCAUCAGGUUGGAUCGAUCACUAGGGGACAUACUAUCCGCUUCUUCGAGAGACAUCGCACGUUAUCUCUAAACUAAAAUAAAUUUUAAGUGCAAUUUCCGGAGGAUCUAUACUGAUUGAAUCGAGAAGAGAUUCGUUAACUUUUCUUCAAGAUGGCGCCGAACCUAUUUGGUACCUCGGCGACAUUAUAUUUGGAAGCAUCCCAGCAGGAUGUCCAUCAAGAUAAAUCAACGACAGAAAAGUCGAACAAUCAGAAGGUGGUUGUACAAAAGUCGUCUACGGCUAAACCGAAAUAUAAAUGGAACAUCGUCUGGAGGAACGUGAUCGCUUUUAUUUACCUUCAUAUAGGAGCUCUUUAUGGAUUUUAUCUCUUCUUCAAUGGAACAAAGUUCUACACGUCCCUUUGGACAUUUUCAGUGGCAUUCGCAGCAGCACUUGGUAUCACAGCCGGUGCCCAUAGAUUAUGGGCUCAUCGAACCUACAAAGCAAAAUGGCCCAUGAGAUUCGUACUGAUGAUCUGUCAAACAAUCGCUUUCCAAAAUCACAUUUACGAGUGGGUGAGAGAUCACCGAGUGCAUCACAAGUUCACCGAUACUGAUGCCGAUCCACAUAACGCUCAAAGAGGAUUCUUCUUCUCCCAUAUAGGCUGGCUUUUGGUACGAAAACAUCCGGAUGUGAUCAAGAAGGGUGCUACGAUCGAUAUGAGCGACCUCGAAGCGGAUCCCUUGGUUGUUUGGCAAAGAAGGUUGUAUCUUUUCCUGAUGCCCCUCUGCUGUUUCAUAAUCCCCAUGUGGGUGCCGUGUUAUUUCUGGGGAGAGAAACCAUUUAAUUCAUGGUACAGCACCGUCUUUAGAUACACUUUGUCCUUGAACUUGACGUGGUUGGUGAACUCGGCUGCUCAUAUAUGGGGCAUGAAACCUUACGACAAAACGAUUGGACCAACGGAGAACAUCAGUGUGGCUAUAUGCGCGUUCGGCGAAGGAUGGCACAAUUACCAUCACGUGUUCCCAUGGGAUUACAAAGCGGCUGAAUUGGGAAAUUAUAGGACCAACAUCACCACCGGAUUUAUCGAUGCCUGUUCGCGUAUCGGAUGGGCAUACGACAUGAAAACUGUUCCAGUUGAAAUUGUGAAGAAACGAGCAGCCAGGACUGGCGAUGGAACGAGAUACGAGAAAACGGAAACCCAUCAUCAUAACCACGAGAACAUGAAAUGGGGAUGGGGAGACGCGGACAUGCAACCUGAAGAGAUCCAGGAAGUCCAGAUUAUCAACAAAAGCGAUUAAUCAAUCAGUCGUUUACCAACGUUAUAUACACAUAUGAACCGUUUAUUUUAAGAGUGGCGUAAUUCUGUUUCCAAAGAAAAUUACAAAUUGUUUAUAAAUCAAAAGAUCACAAUAUAUAUCAAUUUUUUGUUAUCUUAAUUUUUUAAAAAACACUAGACUCGCGCCAUCUUCAAAAUAAACGGUCCAUAAAAUAUAAUCAUUUUCGGUUGGAUUUGAACGAUUGAUCGCUUAUUAAUCACCGAUCGAUCGUUCACUACGUCAAUUAAUAUUUAUUGGACGUGUUGUCAAAACUGUUUAUUGUUAUCGAAGAGUCGACUGUUCGAGAAAUAAAACCAAAAGAAGAAACAGAAAGAUAAGCAAUAACGUUAAAUGGUUUUUUUAAAAUAUCUACAUAUAUUGUUUCUUUGGUAAGAUCAAGAUUGAACGAAGUGUAAUGGUGAAUAUAAUAAUAGAGAAAAAUGAUGGAAGUAUUACAGUCGACUCUUCUAUUGUGGAAUCAAAUGAAUUCGUGGCCUUUCGAUUCAAUCGUAUCGUCGAGUCCGAAGAAUCGAUACCUGUACGAUACCUGGACAGUUGAUCGGUUAAAUCACCUGGUCCUGAUGUAUCUCCAACGGUGUAGAAUUAUCGUAACCAAAGCACGUGUACUGUAUAUCGAUCAGUAGAUCGAGUAGUUCUUGCAUACACGGGAAAGGCACCUACGCGCGUUGCCAUUGAAUUUUCAGAAUUAUCGAAACUUGGACCGAAAAAAAAUGAUUUUUUUUUUCAAUUUUAUGUCAGCCUCCAACUUGAACGGUUCUUUUGAAAAUUCAGUAGAUACUCCAUUUUGUUGAUUAAAAUUUUUGUCGAGAAAAAAUUUUAAACUUCUUUUUGAUCCAAGUUUCGAAAAUCAUUGGAAAGAUUCUAUAUAAAGCCGGAAGACUCGAGCUCGAUCUUCGCUUAUUCGUCUUCCGCUAAAAUGUUUUUCGCGAAAUCGAGCCCGAGUCGAGAAACUGCGAUCGUUUGCCGCUUUUAGCGUCAAUUAAAUGAAACGUACAAUUAAAUCGUGGCUUGGAGAAACGCAACCGCCACAGUAAGUGCGACAAUCUAACAUCGACUAUUUGCCUUAACAACUAACUCGCUCUUUCCAUUGUCCUGUCGCACAAAUCCAUGUUUGUACGAUGUAGAAUCCUUUAGAAGAAGAAAGGAAACAGGAAGUAUACGAAAUGAUCCAGAUCCUGGAAAGUGAUCGCGAUAUCAUCCAGCGAAAGAUAGGAAUAAUAAAAAUCUUUUUAUUAUUUCAAAAUACACAUUUCAAAAAUAAUUAACUUUUCUUCUGGGUCAUUUCGUGUCGCUUCGAUGCGAACCUUCGAACGCUACGAGACAAAUUUUUUAAUUAUUUUCAAUCGUUAAGUCGAUUGAUGGUGAACGCGUGCCUUUCCUUUUCCUUUAUUGGGUAAUUAUUAUUUAUUUUGUUGCCGAGAUAAAACACUCCGCGGAUUAAUUUAUGUAUACAAAGGGUAAGGGGAGAGCUGAAAUUGUUUCUUCCAGGAAGUACUUCCUUUGACUUUAUAUUAAUUAAAAAUAUAAUUUGCUGAGAGUA